Sinocyclocheilus grahami is the source of this 4033-nucleotide messenger RNA. Its product is annotated as transmembrane protein 132D-like. The record is from RefSeq and is a predicted model, not a curated record. Bases 274 to 3744 code for a protein of 1156 amino acids. The transcript is spliced from 9 exons. Lineage: Eukaryota; Metazoa; Chordata; Actinopteri; Cypriniformes; Cyprinidae.
ACAGCAGCACCUGAAUCGGAACAGCGCUUAGUUUGACAUUUUACGUGCAUUUUUUUCCAGACUCAUAAGUGAUCGAGUUUGUGCUUGCUGUCUACCAUGACAACAGUUUUUACUUUUCCUGUCAUAUGAGGGCACCAUGUUCAUUUUCUUUCUUGGAAAUUUAUUUUAAAGCUCAUAUUAUUAUUUUUCUGCUUUUUGCUGAUAUAUUUCUAUGCAUUAGAGAAAUAAAGUAAUUUACGCUACGUUUUGGACUUGUUUUUACAAACGAGCACAAUGUUGCUGAUGUUUCUAGCGUUGUGCCUAUCCUGUGCAGAAGGAAUGAAGGUUGUGGAGUUGUCAGAUGACCCAAGAUCCCUAUCCCCUCUCGCUGUUCUUCCAAGUGUGAACUAUCAAAUCAUCAAUGCAGACUACCUCCUCCUCAGAGACACCAGUCAGGAUGUAAUGGACAACUCCAGCCUGCAUUCACAAAGGCAACCUUUCAUCCUCACUGGACUCAAUGGCCAGCCUGCCAUCAAUGUCAGCUAUGGUCCCAUGUCUUUGGAGCAGUCUAUACCACUGCAUAUGAUCCACACUGGCCCCAGGAUCAGACCAUUUUUAUUGGCCCGUCAAGUAAGAUCGUCUACACCUGCCCUAUAUGUGUUGUUUUAUGCAACCAGUAAUAGGGAUGAUAUGAGUGAGGGGUCAAUGCAAAACAUCCCAGGGCAGAACGAAGGAGGGUACCUCUGUGUUACGGCAUACGCAUUCUGGGAAUCCAGGGAGGUCAGGAACAACUGCUCUAUCUCGGCAGAUGGUGGCUUCUGCUUGGUACACCUGAAGCCUGAGCCAGCGUGGUUUAACCCUGGAGGUAGCAGGUCGAGCUGGGAGCAGAGAGGUGAUCAAAGAGGAAAUGUUGCUGAACUUUACUACCAGAUCAGACCCAGUCCCAGUGGUCAGUGUGUCCUGCAAGAGAGCAAGAUAAGAAGGGGUACACAGCAUGGUGAACUGGGACGGCAGCUCUAUGGAACCUCUAUGAAGAGGAUUGGAACUGUAAACCUCCUGCGAUCACAUCCUGGAAACCCCACGUUUAUGCGAUUACGCCUCGGAGGAGCCGUCAUCAUCCAGACAUCCUCGAAACCACUGAAGACCACAGACACCGCAACUUUCUACGUGUUCCUAACAAGUACAUCGCCAGUUGAACAUUUCAUACUCAAAGCCACAUCAAGAAAAGGCAUGUCAUUCAGCACAGCCAGACCCAGCGACGCACACCUGUGGGACAUCACUCUGGAACCUGGCAGAGAAAGUGACACCCAAACCAUCUCUGUGACCUGCCAGAAGAAAAGCACCUUUACUAGCAAAAGAGGUCUGCUGGAAGUCUUACAGUUGGACUUUGAGAUGGAGGAGCAGAGUGAUCAGUUAGAGAGCCAGAUGAUCACGUGGCGACUGGAGCUGCCUGGAAACAUGAUCCGGGAUGAAGGAACCAUGAGGAUUUACAUCAUUCAGAGAGACUAUGUGGGAAUAGCACCACUGAUCACGGAUACAGAGCUCCUCAACACGGCCGUGCUGACUGGUAAGAGGGUUUCUGUGCCUGUGAAAGUUUUGGGAGUUGAGGCUGAUGGCUCCAUCACAGACAUCACUAACUCAUCUCACUGCAGGUCUUCAGACCAGGAUGUCCUGAAGGUGUCUGAAAGGUGUGAUUCUGUGUAUGUUAAUGGCAAGGAGACAUGUGGAAGAGUGAGGAUGAUGGUGAACUUCACCUACAGCUACCUGAGCACACAGCUUGAGGUGAGCGUAUGGAUGCCUCGACUCCCCUUGCAAAUGGAGAUAUCUGAUCCAGAGCUUAGUCAGAUCAAAGCCUGGAGAAUUCCUGUCACAGGGAACAAAAGAGUGAGCUGGGACACAGAGGAAGAGGAUGAGAGGAAGGGCCGAGGCUGCAUGCUGCAGUAUCAGCACAGUUUGAUUCGAGUGCUUACAGUCUUCACCGCAGAAUCGCCAGAUCCAAGCAGCCCAUCUCCUGCAUACUUCCUUGGCGCUGAUUGGCAGGUAGAUGUGACGCGGCUGGUGCGCUACUUUCUGAGAGUUGGGGAUACGAGCGUCGCUCGCCUGCAGGCAGGAUCCGUGCUGACAGGCAAGGCUGUGGGAGUCACCACUGUGCAGGUGAUGUCUCCGUUGUCGAACUCGGUUCUGGCUGAGAGGAUGAUCCGGGUUCUGGAUGAUAAAGUCAGUAUUACAGAGCUGGGCGUGCAGCUGGUCUCUGGCCUUUCCCUGAACCUGCAGCUCAGCCCAGGAAGUAGCAGGGCCAUCGUUGCCAAGACAACUACACAGGAGAUCAUACACUACCCCAAGCAGGAGGCAGUGGUUGGCUGCUGGCUAAAGUUCAGUGAUGGCUCCCAGACUCCUCUUGAUCUGUACGAUCCCAGUGGUUAUUCCCUCACCAUUUCUUCACUGGACCCAAGGGUAGCAUCUGUGCGGAAGAUCCCAGGGUCCGUCUUUGUUGUGGUUGCUGAAGCCGAGGGACAGGGCUUACUGCUCCGAGCGGAGCUAGCUAUCUGUGAGGCCUGUCAGAAAUCUAAACGCAAGAGCAAACUGGCUGUGGGUGGAGGCAUGGUGAAGGUAAAAUUCCCACCGGAUGAACAGCUUGCAGGGACUGGCAAAAAAGGAAGUGACCGGGCCAAUGAUGGUGAGAAUGGAGACAAAUGGAUCCUUACAUCCCCUCUGAACACACUUCAACACACAGUUAUCCAAGAGAGCACCACAAAUGCGAUCAAAGCAGCAACCAAAUCCAACUUUCAAGAAGCAAUAGGAGAUGGCGUAUCCACAAUUAAGUCAAUAAACACUAUGGAUAAAACACUCAUUACCAAGCCCAUCGCAGACAGAGCACUUGUUACUGUAGGUCCCAGAAGUCCAAUAAAGAAUGGAUAUGGAAACUUGCUUGAGAAUGCCAACUUCCCAUUUCCACCGGAAGAACCCAAGCGAGAACCACCCCUAGUGGAGAGCGAUCUGAUACAGAUGUUUAGUGUGUUCACAGACAUAGAGGUCUGCAUCUAUGCAUUGGUAGGACUCUCUUGCUUGGCCGUUAUCACCAUCUUGCUUCACUGUGCUACCAACAGUGCAAGAUCACACAGCAAGAAGUCUCCGAUUCAGUGCCAGGAUCAGUCCGAGCACAAGCAUCACUGGGUACGUCUAGGCACAGCUGCAGAGCAAAACAGAGCUGUGCCGAUUGCAACUACCUCCAAGCAGGAGAUGCAGGCAGCUGUGAAGAUCCCGAGAGCUGUUCAGAUGCAGAAUAGCAGAGGCCCGGAGACAAUCCAGCCGAGGGAGAUCCCAGCCAUUGCAGGUGAGGAGAGAACUGCCACUCUGGGGCGAAGAACCAACACGCUUCCUCCACGGCGGGAUCCGAUGGCUCCAUUGCCUCCGAUGGCUGUCAGAUCAGCCACCCUGCUGGCAAGGCCUGUUCGCAGUGAACCUCUACAUUCUCCCACAAGCAAAAGGAAUCAAGUACAGUUUACAACCUUCGCUACUCUGGACAUCAAACAUCUGGCUGCUCUCAAGAACGGCCAGAACUUCAGCUGGGCCAGCCAACCAGUUGGAGGUUGUCAAGCUGCCAGUAUUGGCCAGGGUGGGUUAAAUGGUAAAGCCGAAAGAGUCAAUCAUGUACAUUUUUGUAGCCCAGUGGAAGUAUUUGGUCAGACACCGGAAUCCAAAGAUUCCCAAGGGUUUCUUCCAGAAGGUCCAUGGCCUGUGGCUACACCAGUGUCAAAAGUGUGAUGCAGGAAAUGGUUGUUUGUACAACAGCUCUAUUGGCCUCUUUCAUGAAAUAAGAGCAGGAAUUUCGGUGUAAAUUGUCCAUGAAUCCAUUCUUAUAUAAACUGUUGCAUUGAACUGAAUUUGACAGUUUGUAUAGUAAUGUUUUUAUGAACAAUUUAACACAAAAAUGUCUUUCUCAUUUAUGUGCAUGCCUGUCUGAAAAGUUUCUCUCAAUUUGAUGUAAAUAUUUCUGCAACCUUUUUCAAUAUUUACUUUUCCUGCUUUUGUAUAUUUGUAAUAUUAAAAUUAA